Molecule: messenger RNA, 405 nt
Organism: Scutellospora calospora
Lineage: Eukaryota; Fungi; Glomeromycota; Glomeromycetes; Diversisporales; Gigasporaceae
Source: the annotation of a GenBank genome assembly
AUGGUAGACUAUAACAGAUCUGCUAAUAUUGUAAAAGGAUUACAUGAUCAAAUCGCUUCAUUAAAAAAUCAAUUAAGUCAAGAAAGAAAUAAAAAUCAAAAUUACAUAAACCAAACAACUUUUUUGAAUAAUCAAUUAAAUCAAGAAAGAAAUAAAAAUCAAAAUUACAUAAACCAAAUAAAUACAUUGAAUAAUCAAUUAAAUCAAGAAAAAACUAAAAAUCAACAAAAUCAAGAAAAAUUAUUAAAUGAAAAAUUAUCAACUGAAUUAAAUGAAAAAAAUUUAUUGAUUUCAUCAAUGGAUAUAAAAAUAAAUCAAACUCUUAAAAAUCUAGGUAUUGAUUUUUCAGAAAAUGAAAGUCCUGAUAUAAAAUUAGAAAAAAUCACUGGAUACAUGAUUCUUUAA